AUGAGACAAAAAGAUGAUCAGCCAUUUACUGAGCUAUUAAACAGAAUUAGGACUGGUACUCACACUGAAGAAGAUGUCAAGUGCAUUAAUUCAAGAUCAGUCAGUCCAUCAGAUGAUAAUUACCCUUCAGAUGCACUUCACAUUUGGGCUGAAAAUAACCCUGUUUCUGAACACAACAACAAACAACUAGACCAAAUUUCAAAACCUUUGUUUGUACUCACAGCUGUAGAUCAGUAUCCACCUAACGUCACAAAACAAGAUAUUGAUAGGUUGUUAUGUAGAGGGAGAUCUGAAACAGGCGGACUUGAUUUUGAAAUCCACAUUAAAGAAGGUGCAAGAGUAAUGCUUACAACUAACAUCGAUAUUGCAGAUAGACUUAUAAAUGGUCAGAUAGGAAGUGUUGCAAAAAUUAUUGUUAAUCAAGAUAAUCAAAAACCAACAGUUAUCUUUGUAAAAUUUGAUGACCAUAAUGCUGGGAAUAUUUCAAUACAAAAAUGUGGAAAUCUGUUUGCUAGACAAAACAGAGCAGUACCCAUUCAACCAGUUGUAACAAAAAUCAAAGUCAGGCCAGGUAAACCAUCCUCUCCAGAAAUACAAAGGAUACAGUUUCCUAUCACACUGGUAUGGGCAUGCACUGUGCACAAAGUGCAAGGUUUGACACUUGAUAAAGUUGUUAUUAGUUUUAACUUGAAUAGACAAAGAAGUUUUAACUAUGGACAAGUUUAUGUUGCAUUAAGUCGUUCAACUUCCUUACAAGGACUCUACAUUCUGGGGCGAAUAGAUAGUAAAAAUAUGUCAUUAAGCAAACCAGUCACUAUCGCUGACAUCAAGUCUUCACCUGUCCCUAACUCUCCUCAACGAUGUGCAAAGAAGCUCACAUGUGCUGUCCUCAACAAAAGCCCACUAAGACCAAUCAAAAAUGGUUCUAUGUUCUCCUUGAGUCUAUGUGAUAAAGACCCAUCAUCCACAAUCAGAGCCGUCUGUUUCAACACAGACCUGUUCUCCAACUUUGAAACGGAUGUAACAUAUGAGCUUGGAAAUUUUGACCUCAAAUUGGGCCAAGGAAAUGUCCACUAG
Messenger RNA from Pocillopora verrucosa, 1077 nucleotides. NCBI's taxonomy places the organism in Eukaryota, Metazoa, Cnidaria, Anthozoa, Scleractinia, Pocilloporidae. The record is from RefSeq and is a predicted model, not a curated record.